UCCAUCCACAACUACUAUUCUAUUGUUUCUCCAUCAGCUUUACUAUCUGUGUAUAAUUCUGUGUAAUAAUUUCUAAUUUGUUCAGUUCUUCUGCACCGCAUGGUUCAUCUUUGGAAUGCUGCCGUUUUUCAACUUUGUGAUUCAUUUUAUACAGCUUGCCUUGUACCUGUGAGUGAAUCCACGCCCUCACUGUUCCUUCACGCCACUGUUUGUAUACGCCUGGAGUGGCACACGCAUCUCCCGGCUGCAGCGGUGCCAUCAGUCUCUGUCAAUUCAUGCUUUGUGCGUGCUGGCUGUACUCAGGGAUGACAUUCAGCUGCAGCUGGGCCGGAGCAUUCGCCUUUGUCUGGAUAUGCGCAGUCUCUGCUCAGGACUGGCGUGCAGAGGUGCCGGCCUCACUCACUGCCUUGUCUGGCCUUUGCCUCACCAUCCCUUGCAGAUACCAUUACCCAGGUUCCAAGUUUUCAGAAGACAAGCUUACAGGCAUCUGGUAUCGAGGGUACUUUGUGGCACAGGUGUACAACAGCAAGCAUCCUGAUGUUGUUGACCCCCUUUUUCGCAAAAGGACAAGCCUCGUCGGAUCACUGGAGAGCAAUGAGUGCUCUCUCAAGAUACAAGAGAUAGGGGAGAGUGAUGCCCAGACAUACAUGUUUCGAAUUGAGAUAGAAAACAUAGAAAAAUACACCUACAAGGAUCGCACUGUCACUGUAAACAUCACUGUGACACCUCACAGCCCAUCAGUGAACUGCCCAGGGGUUCUCAUGGAGGGAGUUCCUGUCUCUCUCACCUGCACCACUGUUCACACCUGUUCUGAUGCUAAACCUACAUUGAGCUGGAGCCACAUAAAUGCGAACAAUGCCAUUUCCCAGCCUCAGGAGCAGCACGCUUUACAGGACGCAUGGGAGGAAAGAUCUGUGCUGAGUUUAGUGCCCUCUGCUGCUAGCCACUUGGAAGAGAUACAGUGCAUUGCGAAAUACCCCGACGGACAGCAGGGAUUCGGAAAAAAGUGCAGGCUCAUAGUGAACUACAUUCCAAAAAACGUCACAGUGUCAGUGCAGUCUCCGGUGGGUGACAUUAAGCAGAGGGACACAGUGAUCCUGUCCUGUCAGUCAGAGAGCCACCCCUUGCCCCACUCCUUCUCUUGGGUGAGGGUGCAGGAUGGAUUGGAGGAGCCUCUGCAAGAGGAGACUGGGCAGGAGCUGACUCUGCCAAACAUAGGCCAUGAGCCUGGUUGGUUCCAAUGCCAGGCGGAAAACUCCAUGGGUGUGGGUGUGGCCCAGCCAAUAAGCUUGAAUGUACUGUAUCUCCCAGUGAUUCUGGAGCCCAGCUGGUGUUUGGUGCAGUCUGGAGAAAUGCUCUGUGAGUGUGUGGCCCAGGCUAACCCACCGCCAUCUAUACACUGGACCCAUCCAGUGACAAAGGACAGAAUUGAAGGACAGAUGAACUCUUCAGAAUCUUUUGGCCACCAAGUCAGAGCUUCGCUCAGAACAUCACUGUCCACCAUGAAAUUCACAGGUGAUGACUUCGCUGUCGUCAACACAACAGCUGACCAAGAAGGACUUUCUAACAUAACCUUCUCCUGUGUCGCCGAGAAUAAUUUAGGCUCAACUAUUCUGAUUUUCACACUGAAGGAGAAGGUCUCCCCCACCAAGUCAGCUAGGGGGGCAAAGCACCGUGUAGGGUUGGUGGUCAGCCUUGUGGUGGGGAUGAUAGCAUUGCUCUCUGCAGUUGGAGGUCUCGCCUUCAAAGGUUGGAGGACACUGAGGAUAGUCAAAACGCGAGAUCCCGACGAGAGAAAUGUCAGAACUGGCCUCUUUCUACUCCACAAUGUGUGACGCAAUGGCUCCAAGGGAAAGGAACUUGUGGGAAAUACAUACUUUCUUCAACAAAUACUGGCAUGCUAAAAAAGGUGUUAAUAGAUAUGCAGCAACUAAUUAAAAAAGCCAUACUUAAGUCUAAUAUGUAACAAUGACAGAUCUAAAAAUAUGUUUUUUUAAAGAAGGAAAUACAGCACAUGCAAUACAUCAUACUAUAAUCAACUAUUAUUAUACUGU
Messenger RNA from Scleropages formosus (Asian bonytongue), 2054 nucleotides. RefSeq names its product sialic acid-binding Ig-like lectin 13. The record is from RefSeq and is a predicted model, not a curated record. Lineage: Eukaryota; Metazoa; Chordata; Actinopteri; Osteoglossiformes; Osteoglossidae. Bases 276 to 1835 code for a protein of 519 amino acids. The transcript is spliced from 9 exons.